AUGGGGCCAGGCUGGCUGUUGCCCAUGCUGGGCCUGAUGCUGGAGCUGCCUGGGGGGUCCCCGGCGCAGAAGCAGCUCCCCAGGGAGCCCCACAACCUCAACUGGGGCAAGUGGGACGGGGUGCGGGGGCCAGCUGGGAGGGAAGGGGCCCCCACGAGGCCCACGUGGGCAGGAAGCUCUGACACCCGGUGCCCAGGGCCCUGCCUGGUGCCGCCUCGGGCCCUAGAGCAGCCGGGCAUCUGCGUCCUCAGCCUGGGGCGGCAGCGGGGGCCCCGAGGCAGGGCCGUGCCAUCCUGUGGGUGCUGGACGUGCCCUGGGCCUCAGGCUAGGGUCACCUGUCCUGUGGGUUCUCUGGGACUGGGGUGGGGGCCGAACCCGUGUGGCAGCCCAGACCCCGUGCCCCCAGCACCCUCUCUACAGUUUUCAGGGUUCUGGUACAUUGUUGCCAUCGCCUCUGACACCCAGGGGUGGUUGCCGGCCAGAGACAAGAGGAAGCUGGGGGCGUCUUUAGUGAAGGUUCACAAAAUGGGCCAGCUGCGGGUGGUCCUCGUCUUUAACUGGUCACAGGGGUGCAAGGCACACUCGCUGAUCCUGCGGAAAGACAGGAAGAGGGCUGUGUUCAGGAACACCUGUGCGUAACCGCUGGGCCCUCGGGAGAGCAGGGGGAGGGUGAAGAGGGUGGCGGGCUUCCACGUUCUGAUCUCUGACUACAAGGACAGCGUGGUCUACCUGCGCCUGGGCCGCCGGGCGGGCCAGGCCACCAAGACCCUGCUUCUCCUCAGUGAGUCCAGUGGCCGGGCGUGCGGGGCAGAGAGUGGGGGCCGAGCGGGCAUCGUGCCGGACACCCAGACCAGCGGCCACACAAUGGGCACUCACCCCUCAGUCCAGGGUGCCAGCCUGGCACAGUCCCCAGAGGCUGAGGUUAGGCCGGGAGCAAAGAUGGUCGCCCCCUACGUCCCCAGCUUCCAGAGCUCCAGCUCCGACCAGUGA
This is a messenger RNA of Delphinapterus leucas (beluga whale), 990 nucleotides long. The record is from RefSeq and is a predicted model, not a curated record. NCBI's taxonomy places the organism in Eukaryota, Metazoa, Chordata, Mammalia, Artiodactyla, Monodontidae.